CCGCCGCUAUGCUGUCAUCGCUGUCAGUCGCAUGCGUUUGCUCGUUGAGAACGGAGAGAUUUGUGUUGUUAUUUUAAUUAAUGGAAAGUAAAGUUACCGAUGUAGAUAUUAUUGUAACACAAGUUAAUUUAUUAAAUUAUAAUAGGAGCAGUUUAUUGAGUAUAGUGUGAUAUUGAACUGUGAUAAAUAGACACCAUAUUUGAGUUUGCGGUAUUUUCAAUUCUUGGAAAGUUGGACUGUCAUCCAGCAGAUUCGGAUGAUAUAACAAGUCAGGAUGUGUGUGCGGACUGUGUGGUGUGGCCUGGUCGGCCUGCUCGCGGUCUCGAGCGCGGCGCUUGCGCAAGGCGCCAGCUACUGCUCUGUAAACACGUUCCCUACCAACUCCUCGUUUAUGCAGUUCACGAAGGAGCCUGUCCCCAUAGAAUUCGGCUUCGAAGACAAGUUUAAAAGCAUCCAUUGCUGCGUGAAAGGAUACAGGAGCAUAGAAUGGUUCAAAGACGGAGUGGCGUACCCGUGGUCCGCGGGCGUGUCCAACCUGAUCCUGUACCCCGAGGCCGCGAACCAGACGCUGUAUGCGCGCCGAGCCGCGCGGGCAGACUCCGGCAACUACACCUGCCGCCUCUCCAACGAGACACACACCGAAACACAUACCGUCAAACUCAAUAUCCUAGAAAAACCGACGGACGCACCGAGAAUAAUGUUCAUUUCGAAAGAUCAGUGGGUGGAGGAAGGGGGCGAGCUGCGGCUGUACUGCGAGGCACUCAUCGGACGAUCGUACUUGGCGGACGCCCGCAGCGACCUCCGGUGGCGGAAAGUGUGGCCCAACAACACAGUGGGAGACCUCCUGCCCACGCAGACUGAAAUCAAGACCAUUCGAGAGGAUGUGGAAGACAUUAUCGGCUCGUACCUGACGGUGGAUAGAGUGUCUGCUCAGGACUACGGCACCUACGUGUGCGUCGUGCACAGCAACGAUAUCGUCUCCGAGCAUCACGUUACUGUACACUACAGAUAUGGUGGCUUGGACGACGGCGGCAGUUCGUCGUGGUGCGGCAGCGGGUCGGUCCCGUGGCGCGCGCUGGCGCUGGGCGCGGCGGCGGGCGCGCUCGCGCUCGUGUCGGCCGCCGCGCUGCACCGCCGCUGCACGCCGCGCCUGCUGCUCGCCGCCAGGCAUGCGCGGGCUCGAGCACAGCCCACGGCUAGGAGGGCUAGAGUGUUGGAGAAGGAGUUCGAUGUGUUGGUAUGUUGGACGGCAGUGGACGGCGAGCUCGUGCGCGGUGCACUGCUGCCCACGCUCUCUCUCAAGUACAAGUACAGAGUGCACGCCGUGUUGCUGUCCACGCAGCCCGAUACUUGGUACAGUGAGCUAGUAGGCGAGGCGUCCCGCUGCCGGUCGCUGGUGGCAGUACUGUCUCCCGCACAACACUCGCCGCAGCAGCUGCUCACCGCGCUGCGACAGCUCAGGGCACUGCCACUGCCGCCCGUCGUUGUUCUAUUACAGGAUUUGCCAAAGCUGAAGCGCGAGGCGAAGGAGGGCGGCGAGAGCCUGGUGUCGACGCUGCGCGGCACGCGGCUGGUGGCGUGGCGCCACGUGCACGAGCGCGCCUUCUGGACGGCGCUGCGCCUGGCGCUGCCGCUGCCGCCCGCCGCGCGCGCGCGGACCGAUACCAAAACGAACCCCGAACAAGACGACAACAAAAACUCGCGCUCGGGCAGCCUCACCGCGCUCGUAUAACUCUGCCGGCAGCUACCGCGACUCAGUGUGGACGUGACCUUUAGUGUUUGACACUGCGCUCGGCGCCACACGCCCUGUGCUGCCAAUUCGUAUGAAGACUGUGAGUAGUUAAGCUAUUUGUAAUAUUCAAAUAUCACAUUACGUAAUUAAUUAGUUGUAGGUCGAUUUGAAACCUGUAUACAGUUUUCUAAGAUCUCAGUAUCUUCUUCGUCUGAUUACUAUAACAUCGUUUCGUGUUUCCAUUUCUCUCGUGCCAAUGGAAAUCUAUCAUGACAAUUUAUUUUAAGUUUGCGGUUGUAUUCCACUAUUUAUUUUUAUUUAUCUCUUUGUCUUACCUUUAUCGUUGUGUAUCUUUCUGUUUCUAAUGUAUUCGCGGAUGGAUGCCGCAUUAGGUUGUGUUGCGGAGUGUCGCGCGCACGGCGACGACUGUUAGGUUAGGACUUUAAUUUAUCUUCUCUUACUGUAGUAAUUUAUGUUGUGUGUAAACAGCGGAGUGUAAUUUGUGUUGCGACGAUUCAGGGUUCUGUGAUAAUCGAAGUGUGGGUGUUGUUAUAGAGACGGUAGUAUAUAAACCAGAAACAAACCAAAACAAUGUAACACUAGCACACCGUAGUUGAGAUAAGUUUGGUGGUUGUACACUGCUGGCUCUGUCUGAUCUUGUUUUUUUUUACAUUUUUUUAAUAGUGUGUUGUUGUAAGUAAUACUGAUGUAAAUAUUAUUAUAAACAAGAGUAUUUUUACAUAAUGUGUUAGUAAUAAGACGCCUAACAGGUCAUGUGUAAUGUAAACAUUAAGUAUUAUAGUUUAAUUGAUACAUUCCGUAAAAUGAUUAUAAUAGUUCGAUUUAAGUUCUAAGAAACCGAUUGUGAAGGUUCAAAAACGAAACAUCUUGGAUAAGAAUGUAUUUUCUUAUUUGGAAUAUUGUAUAUAAUUAAAACAAAUGCUAUCGAUACGUAAAAA
Trichoplusia ni (cabbage looper) is the source of this 2691-nucleotide messenger RNA. RefSeq lists its product as uncharacterized. The coding region runs from base 275 to 1732 and encodes 485 amino acids. The record is from RefSeq and is a predicted model, not a curated record. The transcript has 11 exons. NCBI's taxonomy places the organism in Eukaryota, Metazoa, Arthropoda, Insecta, Lepidoptera, Noctuidae.